AUAUCAUUCAUUCCCAUUUAGGUACCCAGUGUGCAUGCACUGCUGCCAAAAAGCCUCAUAGUCAAACACGGUCUCCUUUAUGAAGUGGCUUCUCCUGCCACUGGGCUGCUCCCAUUGGAAUCCAUGUAGCUGAAUGUAUACAGCUGGUCAGAGUAAGAUCGACAUCAGAAAAAAUGGAAUUCAUUGAGUGCCACCAAGUGUUCCAGCUGGGUCGCGAUGUGAUUCCGGACCCUCAAAGGGACCACUCGUUCACCGGUUACGUCUCCCUGAACUCAUCAGCUCAUCUGAACUCCCACUACAUGGAUGUGCACCGCUCCCUCUCUCCAGAGCAGUUUGGGACGUUCAACCACAGCCUGCGGGCCACUCUGGGAGAGAGCGGAAAGGUGACACAGGGGGGUGUGGGCGUGGUGGCUCUGGCCCUGUCCUUCCUGUUCGACAUCCUGACCCAGCAGGCCAAGAACCAGACCGGGACAACCCAUUUCAUCCACCAAAUUUUCAGAGAGCGCGAGGACCGCGACACCUCAGAGAUCGGGACCGUCAUCACUGACUACCUGAAACUAGUCCCGCUGAUCGCCAACGACCCCCAACGCAUGAAGGAGGAGACCGAUCGCUACGAACAAAGACUCAACAGCUCGCUGUUCAGCCAUUUUGAGAGGACAGCCAAGUCAAGAAACAACAGUUGGACAGAGUGGGAAGAUAUUCAUCCACGGUCUCGCCUUUCAUCAGCACAUGAUGAUACACCAGGUCCGAAUGGGAGCAAAGAUAACAAUGGACCAACUGCUUGA
Messenger RNA from Conger conger (European conger), 785 nucleotides. RefSeq lists its product as uncharacterized. The transcript is spliced from 2 exons. The record is from RefSeq and is a predicted model, not a curated record. The coding region runs from base 174 to 785 and encodes 203 amino acids. NCBI's taxonomy places the organism in Eukaryota, Metazoa, Chordata, Actinopteri, Anguilliformes, Congridae.